AUGGAAUGAUGACUGAUGGAAUACAAUAGAGGAAGAGUGUAGGAGUUUGAUAACACCUGUCCAACUCCUACUUAAUAGAACUUGUUAAGAAUACUACUUAAUUAGAACUUGUUAGUUCUCACCCUUUGGGAAUAUAUCUUCUGGACUCUGAGAUUAACCAUGCAUGCUGGUUAGUAUGCUUGAGGGGCCAGGUCAGCCAUCAGGGAGCAUAGUCAAGACAGGCAUUGAUGGCGACUUCCCACUAAGAUUUCCUGGCUUCUCAUAGGUAGUACAGAGAACUGGCAUCAAGUGCGAUGAGUAACUUCAGUGUGGUUAGGGGAUUUGUACUGCUGGGAUUGUCACACCUCCAUGAGUUCCAGGUCCUACUGUUUGCAUUCAUCCUUUUGAUAUGUGUGCUGACAGUGCUGGAGAACCUGGCCAUUAUUACCCUCACAUGCCUUGACUCCUGCCUCCACUCACCCAUGUACUUCUUCCUCUGUAACUUCUCCCUCAUGGAGAUGCCAGUCACCUCCACUGUGGUUCCUAGGAUGCUGGCAGACCUGCUGUCUCAGAAGACCAUUUCCCUGGCUGAGUGCCUGAUCCAGUCUCUCUUUUACUUCUCCUUGGGUUCUACCAACUUUGUGAUUCUCACAGUCACGGCCUUUGAUCACUAUAUGGCCAUCUGCCACCCUCCGCACCACCCAACCAUCAUGAAUGGUCCAGUGUGUACGAAGCUGGUGGCAGUCUGCUGGGUGGUUGGCUUUGUCUCUAUCAUCUCCCUGAUCUUGCAGAAAACACGGCUCUGGUUCUGUGGCCCUAAUGUCAUCGACCACCACUUUUGUGACUCUUCCCCACUUCUCAAGCUUUCCUGCUCUGACGCCUGCCACGUUGAGUGCAUGGAUUUCUUCCUGUCCUUGCUCUUCAUGCUGGCCACCAUGCUGCUGAUCAUAGUGUCCUAUAUCCUCAUUGUGGCUGCAGUGCUGCACAUCCCCUCUUUCUCUGGGCACCAGAAAGCCUUCUCCACCUGUGUCUCCCACCUCACUGUGGUGGUUCUGGGCUAUGGUAGUGACAUCUUCAUCUAUGUGAGGCCAGGCAAGGGCCACUUCACACACUUCAACAAAGUGGUGGCUCUGAUGACUGUAGUGGUGACCCCUUUCCUGAAUCCCUUCAUCUUCACCUUCUGGAAUGAGAAGGUCAAGGAGGUCAUUGGAGAUAUGACCAAAAGUCUCCUCCUCAGAGACCCAGCAGCCCGUGGAUGAGAAGGCCAGACAACACCUGUCAAGUCACAGGAGUAAGGACCCUCCACUGCAGGUGGGCACCUGGGCACCCAUGCUGGAGCUCCUCAGUCUCCUGCUUAGUCUCUCCUUCUCCCUUUAUCCCCCGCUCACUCACUACUGAGAACUAAUGAGCCUACAUCAUCUGAAUGAUUCCAAGGCAAGUAUAUGUGAGCCUGAGAUAAACAAGGAGGAGAUGAUUUUGAGGAAGCUGUGGAGUGAAAACAGUAUGAUAAUAUCAACUGAAAGAGAGUAUCCAAAUAAAACCCUCAGUCCUGGGUCUGGUACAUAGUAAAAACUCUGUAGACGUGGCUACUAUUAUAAAAAUGUGCUAUUAAAAUCUCUCCUUCCCAGUCUGGCUGUAUGGUUUUGUUUACAUUCCUUUACAUUUCUUUGUC
This is a messenger RNA of Herpailurus yagouaroundi (jaguarundi), 1651 nucleotides long. Its product is annotated as olfactory receptor 6V1-like. Gene Ontology annotation, cellular component: membrane. Lineage: Eukaryota; Metazoa; Chordata; Mammalia; Carnivora; Felidae. Gene Ontology annotation, molecular function: olfactory receptor activity; G protein-coupled receptor activity. The record is from RefSeq and is a predicted model, not a curated record. Gene Ontology annotation, biological process: G protein-coupled receptor signaling pathway.